UCUCCCGCCGAGCCACAAGCCAGCGAGAUCAGUCAGGGAGGGAGAGUGUGUGAGAGUGUGUCAAGACGAGAGGCUCCAAAGGACGUCACACCGGCUCCCAGAGAGAGGGGGGAACCCGCUGCCACAGGAAGGCGUCUGUCCUCACGCGUUCUGGGCUGUGGAAGAGUCAACAGCCUCUGACAAAAGUCCGUAUUCCGGGGGUGGAUGCAGCAAGACCAUGAUGAGCAUUUAGUCAGCUGAAGUGGAUUUUCCUCAAGACUGAAAAAGAUACAGAUUUCCAGUCCUAACUGACUCUCCGGAGGGGGGGUGGAAAAGACUUGUAAUAAGACGCUAAUCAAGAUUGUGUGCAGUCUUAUUGCAUCGCCAUGGAUCAGCCAGCCAGCAGCUGCAUGCGCAGCGCCCACCCCGGCAGCCCGAUCUGGGGUUGCAUGAGGAACCCUCACUCAGGGGUCCCGGGAGCCAAUCUGCAGUCACCCUACCAACCGGCCCCUUUCUCCCUGCACCAGAAGCCCGAGUUCCUGGCCUACACGGACUUCACCAGCUCCUGCCUGGUGCCGACUCCGCCGCACGCAGCCUACCCCCGAGAUGACAGACUGUACCAAGAGAGCCAGGGGGGCUACCAGAGAGCCGACUGGCAGUUCAACCCCUGCGAGACGCGGGUGAGAGCGCCCGAGGCCUGCCCGCCCGUCGUCGCCCCCGUGAUAGUUGGCGGCGGCGGAGGUGGAGGGCCCGACCUGGACAGUGUGGGGGGAGACAGGUUGCCGGGGGCCAUGCCCGGCUGCCUUGAGGGAGAAUACUCGCCGCAGAGCGUGGCGUCGGCCGACUCAGACAAGAAGAGCUCCAGUAAGAGGAAGAGAGAUGUCACAGAUAUCCAGGAGUCCAGUUUUAAGGUGGACUCCAGCUGCAAGGCCCGGAAAGAGCGCACAGCGUUCACCAAGGAGCAGCUGAGAGAACUGGAAGCUGAGUUCACCCACCACAACUACCUGACCAGGCUCCGCCGCUACGAGAUCGCCGUCAACCUGGACCUCACAGAGAGACAGGUGAAAGUGUGGUUUCAGAACAGGAGGAUGAAGUGGAAAAGGGUGAAGGGAGGACAGUCGUCUUCGCCCAACGACCUGGAAAACGACGACGUGGACUCCGCGGCCUCGCCCAGCUCCGAAUGAACGAUAGGGUCGAUGUUACGAAAAGGAGAUGCAGAUAACCCGGUGACGCCGAGAGACGGGGGUCGGCCGGACGCCGGGGCAGCACAGUGCAACCUUCACUCGUCUCUUUGAAAAGCUGCAGGAAUCAAACCAGAUUCUUUCAUUUCCCUGGAAGAAAUCACUGUGCUUCUCCUUUGCUGUUGUAAAUAGUUGAUUUAUGUCCAUAAUGAACUGCAUCUUGAUCCACUAUUGAUAAAUUCUCUGUUCAUGAGGCCCCCCCUUGUUGCAUUGACUGUGUUUGAAUAUUAGAUGAUACUCGCAGGUCAUUGUAGAUCAGUGACAGCAGCUUUAAGGCCGGCGAUGACAGAUCAGACCGUGAUGUGAUUGUGUUUGAGUGCAUCCCCUUUGGUUCCAGUGUUGUAAUCAUGGCCUUUGACGCUUGACUACAACCACCUGGGAAAACUCAGACUGCACCAGUGCUGCCAAGCCAUAAGUGCCUCCGAAUCAGAUGUUUUUUUUUCAUUUGUCAGUUUCUUUUUCCUAGAAUAUUGUUUUUUUCUGUCAAGCAUUUUUCUACUAUUCUUUUUUUAUACAUGUUGAAUGUUAUUGAUAAAACACAGAUGU
Chelmon rostratus (copperband butterflyfish) is the source of this 1766-nucleotide messenger RNA. RefSeq names its product mesenchyme homeobox 1 (gene meox1). The coding region runs from base 366 to 1163 and encodes 265 amino acids. The record is from RefSeq and is a predicted model, not a curated record. The transcript is spliced from 3 exons. Gene Ontology annotation, molecular function: RNA polymerase II cis-regulatory region sequence-specific DNA binding; DNA-binding transcription factor activity, RNA polymerase II-specific. Gene Ontology annotation, biological process: positive regulation of transcription by RNA polymerase II. NCBI's taxonomy places the organism in Eukaryota, Metazoa, Chordata, Actinopteri, Chaetodontiformes, Chaetodontidae. Gene Ontology annotation, cellular component: nucleus.